Cylicostephanus goldi is the source of this 516-nucleotide messenger RNA. The record is from the annotation of a GenBank genome assembly. NCBI's taxonomy places the organism in Eukaryota, Metazoa, Nematoda, Chromadorea, Rhabditida, Strongylidae.
AUGAGGAUUCCACACACUUUCGUAAUCGGACCAUACUUUGAGUAUCUAGCCUACGGCUCUGAAUGUGGUCUAGCACAUGCAAAUUGGAUUCAUGCACUAAAGAAUGUGCUUCAGAGUUCCUCCGUUCUUCGUCAGCCGCGAAAAAGAAGACCCACUAACGACUACUUCACUGCCUCUGUCAAUCUCAGUAUGUUACCACGCCGUAGCUCAAAUCGCCUUCGACGCAAACAAGCCGAACACACUGCAGAUUAUUCUCACCUGCCUCCGAAAUUCAAAGGACCCCUCUCCCCCUCGAUGCACUUCUGUCAUUACGUCUUAGAACAGCUUAUGAGUGCGAGAUAUGAGCCUAUCAACUGGCUGAUUGAUCUUGCUACUGUGAAGAAGAAACUGGACUACAGGCAGUUUGAGGAUUCUGAUGAAUUCGCUGUAGAGAUCAGAAGCGUGGGUGGAUCAAACUUACAAAUACGUUGGCAGAAGGUUCUUCUGACGCAUAGCAAAGGCUUCAGAUUUGCAUGA